This is a messenger RNA of Paramecium tetraurelia, 1854 nucleotides long. RefSeq lists its product as uncharacterized. Lineage: Eukaryota; Ciliophora; Oligohymenophorea; Peniculida; Parameciidae. The record is from RefSeq and is a predicted model, not a curated record. The transcript is spliced from 4 exons.
AUGACAUAGAUUGAAGGAAUCAAGAAUUGGUAUAAUAAUUUUGAAUCUACAGAUAAUUCAAAUGUUUAAAAUGCAUUCAUUAGUGUAGAUGCUUCAAAUAAUUAUGAGAGAGUAUUUUAUGAUGUUGAUAAAAUAUUUUAAAACUUUCUUUAAAUUCAAAUUAACAAAAUAUAAUAGAAAUAUGAUAAGUAGUAGAAUGAUAUAUUGGAAUAGGAGGAGUUGAUCAAGCAAUAAUAAGAGUAAGCUGAAUUAGACAAAAAGUGCUAAUCCAAGUAGGUUUAAUUAGAUUCAUUACCUUUAAAGCAACCAAGCCAACAGUUUCUUUAAUAUCUACAUUCAUUUUGGAAUCAAAUAGAAAAUAAAUACAUUACCCUCCAAAACAUUUUCAAAGGUUUAAGAGAACAAAGAGAAUUCAUCACAAAUUAUUUAAUGGAUAUUUAGAGAAAGUUCAUAGAUCUAAUUAAUACUCCAGAUGAGAAGUUCUAUCAUGUGAGAAAUUUCUAGGAAUAAUACAAUUAAUUUGUGUAAGAAAAUCCAGAUUUAUGUGAAGAAGAUGUAUGCAAAGAAGAAUUGCACUAAAGAGUAGAUGAUUUAUAUGAUCAAUUAAUUGAUAUAAUCGAUUAGAAAAGAGAUGAUUUGCUAGUAGAAAAAUAGUAAAUACAAUCCUCUUAAUUCAUUGAAAAUGAAAUUGAUCUCUUUUUUAUUAUAAAAUUAGAUCGAGCCUAAAAUUCAGUCCAAUUGCUAAAUGAUACUACUAUGGAACAUUAGAGGCUAUAGAAUUAUAAGACAUUUAACCUAGUGUUGGAGAAUUGCAAUUGCAAGAUGGAGACGAUCCUAAUGUAAGAUUAGAUAAACUCAUUGCUGAUUCUUUAAGAAUAUUUGCAGGAGAAGAAGAAAUUGUAGAGGACAAAACCAAAAAAGGAGGUAAACAACCAGCAAAAAAGGAUGAAAAAAAAGGGAAGAAAGGAAAGGAAGAGGAAGUUGUCAAAAAAGAAAUUCAAAACCCUGAUGCUGUCAAUGCUAUCAGUUUAGAAAAAUAAAUUUUUAAGGAUAGAGUGGAUGCUAUAAAAAGAUAUGCAUAAUAAUAAAUUAGAACAUUUAGAUAGGGGGGCUGAUCAAUUAUACCUGAAAAUAGAUGAAUGGAUCUAUUACACUCAUUAAACAGAAAUUAAAGCCUUAGAUGCAAUCUCUGGCUUAUUUAGAGGGUAUAUCGAAAGAGUGGAGAGAAUCUAGAAGGAACUUUAAUUAUAGUUUGUGGAUGUUAUUAUUAGUCAUGAGGUCUUAAACUUCUUAACGCCAAUUCCUCCUCCAUUAACUGCAAGGGAACCAUUAUCCAAAGAAAGAUAUUCUAUUUCUCAGCUCUAUUAUUUGAUAGAAGACUUGAGAGCCAUCACUAGCACACAUUUGCUAAUCGACAUUAAAUAAUUGGCUUUGCUUUUAGCGAGAUCUUCUUAUGGUGUUUUGAAAUACUCACCAUCCAAAUGGAUGCAAGCACUAUUAAUUCUAGAUUAAAAUGGUUAUGUCAAUGUCAGAUAAAUUUGUACAUAUUUGAUUCUUCUUUCAUCUCCCACUCCAAAAGAAGAUGAACUAUAAUAGUAUGCAAGCAAACUAGGUCAACCUUUGGUAAAUAAGGAUACUUUUGUUAAUACUCCAGCUUGGUUUGAUGAGUAUGAGAGGAUUCCAGAAGAGGAAAAUACUAAUUACUUUGACCGUGUUAUUUACAUUAAGGAAUUGCUAUACUUUGUCCAUAAGGAUGAAAAUGAUAUGUUAGCUACCAAAUAAUAUAUUGAAAUACUUAAUGUUGAUGGAGACAGAUUUAUAGACUAUUUAUUACAAAACAUACAACAACAAUGA